AUCACGGCAGCAGGUUCGUGCUAAGUUUGGAGUUACUCGCGUCACCACAACUGUAUGCCUGCUUGAAGGUGGUUUAAACACAGGGGCUCAGCGGCACAAGGAGUCUGCAUGUCUGUUUAGACAUGCUCAGCUUUGUGGAUACUCGGAUUCUGUUGCUGCUUGCAGUAACUUCAUACCUAGCAUCAUGCCAAUCAUCGGGACCCAGAGGAGACAAAGGACCUCGAGGUGACAGGGGUCUUCCUGGCCCAAAUGGAAAAGAUGGCAAACCUGGACUCCCCGGCCCUGCUGGCCCACCUGGUCCCCCUGGACUCGGAGGAAACUUUGCUGCUCAGUACGAUGGCUCUAAAGCUUCUGAUCCUGGCCCUGGACCCAUGGGUAUAAUGGGACCCAGAGGUCCCCCCGGACCUCCUGGACCCCCUGGACCUCAAGGACACACGGGACACGCUGGUGAGCCUGGAGAGCCCGGUCAGGCUGGUUCAGUUGGAGCUCGUGGCCCCCCUGGACCUCCUGGCAAAUCUGGAGAGGACGGUAACAACGGCAGACCUGGCAAACCCGGUGACAGAGGUGCUGCCGGCCCUCAGGGUGCUCGUGGAUUCCCCGGAACCCCAGGACUUCCAGGAAUGAAAGGACACAGAGGUUACACUGGUCUGGAUGGACGUAAAGGAGAGCCCGGUGGUGCUGGAGCUAAAGGCGAGCCUGGUGCUGCUGGAGCUGCUGGAAGUCCUGGACUGGCUGGACAACGUGGUCAGCCUGGUGAGCGAGGUCGUCCUGGCCCUGCUGGUUCUGCUGGUGCUCGUGGAGCUGAUGGCAACGUUGGACCUGCUGGCCCUGCUGGUCCUCUGGGUGCUGCCGGCCCCCCUGGCUUCCCUGGUGGUCCUGGACCCAAGGGAGAGAUUGGACCUUCUGGACCUAGUGGCCCAUCUGGACCUCAGGGAGCAAGAGGAGAGCCUGGACCCAACGGUGUUGUUGGCCCAGUUGGUCCCUCUGGUAACCCUGGUACUAAUGGCCUGAACGGAGCCAAGGGAGCUGCUGGACUUCCUGGUUCUGCUGGAGCUCCUGGCUUUCCUGGACCAAGAGGAGGACCCGGACCUCAGGGACCUCAGGGUGCCUCUGGACCAAGAGGCCUUUCUGGUGAUCCUGGCAUUCAGGGUGUUAAGGGAGACACUGGUCCCAAAGGCGAGCCUGGCAACGCAGGACCUCAGGGAGCCCCUGGAAAUCAGGGUGAGGAGGGCAAGAGAGGACCCACUGGUGAGAUCGGUGCUAAUGGGCCAGCUGGCGGCCGUGGUGCCAGAGGUACUCCUGGAAGCCGUGGUCUGCCUGGUUCUGAUGGCCGUACUGGUCCCAUUGGUAUGCCUGGCGCUCGUGGUUCCACUGGUUCCGCUGGACCUCGUGGACCCCCUGGAGAUGCUGGUCGUGCUGGUGAGCCCGGCCCAGCUGGUCUCAGAGGUCUCCCAGGCAGCCCUGGAAGCUCCGGACCCCCAGGAAAAGAGGGACCUACUGGUCCUGCUGGACAAGAUGGCCGCUCUGGACCACCUGGCCCAACUGGCCCAAGAGGCCAGCCUGGAAACAUUGGUUUCCCUGGACCCAAGGGACCCUCUGGAGAGCCUGGUAAGCCUGGAGAGAAGGGAUCUACUGGUCCCACUGGACUGAGAGGACUCCCUGGACCUGAUGGCAACAAUGGAGCCUCUGGCCCCAUGGGACCUGCUGGCGGUUCUGGUGAGAAGGGAGAACAGGGACUUGCUGGAGCUCCUGGCUUCCAGGGUCUGCCUGGACCUGCUGGACCUGCUGGUGAGGGUGGCAAACCUGGAGAGAGAGGUGUCCCAGGAGAGCAGGGAGCUUCUGGACCCGCUGGUGGCAAGGGAGAGCGUGGAAACGCUGGUGUUCCUGGAGCUACUGGACCUCAGGGACAAAUGGGACCCCGUGGACCUGCUGGAACCGCUGGACCUGAUGGUGGCAAGGGAGAGCCUGGUGCUGCUGGAGCUGCUGGUGCUGCUGGACAUCAAGGAGCUGCUGGCAUGCCCGGUGAGCGUGGAGCUGCUGGUACCCCAGGAUCCAAGGGAGAGAAGGGAGAGGUAGGACACCGAGGCCCUGAUGGAAACUCUGGAAGAGAUGGAGCUCGUGGUCUCCAAGGACCUCCUGGUCCUCCUGGACCCAUUGGAGCCAAUGGAGAUAAGGGAGAGAGUGGAUCCUUCGGACCUGCUGGCCCUGCUGGACCUCGUGGACCCUCUGGAGAGCGUGGAGAGGUUGGACCUGCUGGAGCCCCUGGAUUUGCUGGUCCCCCUGGUAGUGAUGGUCAGCCUGGAGCAAGAGGAGAGCGUGGACCUGCUGGAGGAAAGGGAGAAGUUGGCCCCUCUGGUCCUUCCGGUCCUGCUGGACAGUCUGGACCCGCUGGUCCCUCUGGCCCUGCUGGACCUCCUGGUGCCCGUGGAGAGACUGGACCUGCUGGUGCGACUGGUUUGCCUGGUGCUGCUGGCAGAGUUGGUGCUCCUGGCCCUGCUGGUAUUGUUGGACCUUCUGGCCUCACCGGUCCUGCUGGCAAAGACGGACCUCGUGGUCUCCGUGGCGAUUCUGGUCCUUCUGGUCCUUCUGGAGAGCAGGGAAUGGUUGGACCACCUGGUCCAUCUGGAGAGAAGGGUCCUUCUGGAGAGCCUGGUCCCGCUGGACCUCCUGGUGCUCCUGGAACCACUGGUCCUCUUGGACUUCAGGGAUUCGUUGGUCUGCCUGGUGCUAGAGGAGAUCGUGGUACUCCUGGUGGUGCUGGUGGUUUGGGAGAGCCUGGUAGAGUUGGACCUCCUGGACCUUCUGGAGCACGUGGACCCGCUGGCAACAUUGGCAUGCCCGGCAUGACCGGACCUCAAGGAGAGGCUGGACGUGAGGGUAGCCCUGGUAAUGAUGGACCCCCUGGUCGUCCUGGUGCCGCUGGAUUCAAGGGAGAUCGUGGAGAGCCUGGAUCUCCUGGUUCUCUGGGACUUGCAGGUGCCCCUGGACCUGCUGGACCCACUGGAGCUGCUGGCCGACCUGGAAACCGUGGAGAGGCUGGCCCAGGAGGACCCUCCGGACCCGCUGGCGCUGCUGGAGCUAGAGGUGCCCCUGGAUCUGCUGGACCCCGUGGUGAGAAGGGAGUUGCUGGAGAAAGGGGAGAUAGAGGCAUGAAGGGUCUGCGUGGACAUCCUGGUCUCCAGGGAAUGCCUGGACCUUCUGGACCUGCUGGUGACACCGGAGUUGCUGGAGCCGUUGGACUUGCUGGACCCAGAGGACCUGCUGGACCUAAUGGACCCCCUGGUAAGGAUGGUAGAGCUGGUGGACAUGGUUCUAUUGGUUCUCCUGGUGCUCGUGGACCUCCUGGAUACUCUGGACCAGUGGGACCUGCUGGACCUCCUGGUCUGCCUGGACCUCCCGGCCCUGCUGGCGGUGGAUACGAUGUCUCCGGAGGAUACGAUGAGUACAGAGCUGAUCAGCCCGCCCUGAGAGCCAAGGACUACGAAGUUGAUGCCACCAUCAAGUCACUCAAUACCCAGAUCGAGAACCUGCUUACUCCUGAGGGAUCCAGGAAGAACCCCGCACGUACCUGCCGCGACAUCAAGCUCAGCCAUCCUGACUGGAGCAGCGGAUUCUACUGGAUUGACCCCAACCAGGGAUGUCUCAAUGAUGCCAUCAAGGUCUUCUGUGACUUUACCACCCGCGAGACCUGCAUCUACGCCCACCCUGCAAGCAUUGCACAGAAGAACUGGUACAGAAGCACAGAGGCCAAGAAGCACGUCUGGUUCGGAGAGACCAUCAACGGUGGUACCGAGUUCACCUACAACGAUGAAACCCUCAGCCCACAGAGCAUGGCCACCCAGCUGGCUUUCAUGCGCCUGCUUUCCAACCAGGCCAGCCAGAACAUCACCUACCACUGCAAGAACAGCGUUGCCUACAUGGAUGGUGAGAGCGGCAACCUGAAGAAGGCUGUGGUGCUCCAAGGAUCCAACGAUGUGGAGCUCAGGGCCGAGGGCAACAGCCGCUUCACCUUCUCCGUGUUGGAGGAUGGCUGCACUACACACACUGGUGAAUGGAGCAAGACAGUGAUUGAGUACAGAACGAAUAAACCAUCUCGCCUGCCCAUCCUCGACAUUGCACCUUUGGACAUUGGUGGAGCUGAGCAGGAGUUUGGUUUGGACAUUGGCCCAGUCUGUUUCAAAUAAAUAGACUCAUGAUAAAUUAACACCAAAAAGAGAGAAAGAACAAGAAAAAAACCAAAAUCUCUGCCCUUCCUUUCGUGUUGUUUUUUUUUUGUACCAAAUGCUGGUUUCUCCCUGCGCAUCCACUUGCUUAAGAUGGGCAACUAUCGGAGAGGACUAAAUGGACUGAACAGAGAUUUUGCGCAAUGCAAAUUAAUACAGCCACCCAAAGGGACGCGGGAAAACAUCUUGUUGUGGGACAUCAUGACAUCGUUUUUGUAAAAAAUAAAAGAAGUGUAAUAAAAACGCUGAAAGUA
Nematolebias whitei (Rio pearlfish) is the source of this 4477-nucleotide messenger RNA. RefSeq names its product collagen, type I, alpha 2 (gene col1a2). The transcript has 50 exons. The coding region runs from base 123 to 4184 and encodes 1353 amino acids. Gene Ontology annotation, molecular function: extracellular matrix structural constituent. Gene Ontology annotation, cellular component: collagen type I trimer. The record is from RefSeq and is a predicted model, not a curated record. NCBI's taxonomy places the organism in Eukaryota, Metazoa, Chordata, Actinopteri, Cyprinodontiformes, Rivulidae.